This is a messenger RNA of Centropristis striata (black sea bass), 4100 nucleotides long. It is a transcript of the gene zdhhc7, whose product is annotated as zinc finger DHHC-type palmitoyltransferase 7. The transcript has 8 exons. Lineage: Eukaryota; Metazoa; Chordata; Actinopteri; Perciformes; Serranidae. The record is from RefSeq and is a predicted model, not a curated record. Gene Ontology annotation, cellular component: endoplasmic reticulum; Golgi apparatus. Gene Ontology annotation, biological process: peptidyl-L-cysteine S-palmitoylation; protein targeting to membrane. Gene Ontology annotation, molecular function: protein-cysteine S-palmitoyltransferase activity. The coding region runs from base 307 to 1269 and encodes 320 amino acids.
CAUUUCGCGAACACUGACGGAGAAACCCGAAGUGAACCCCGGAAGCUCCGUCGACACUGGUCCCUGUCAGCCAGCCCGUUGUUAGAGCGAUGUGUUUCUGCCGCUGCGGGUACGGCUGCGUUGGAACUGGAGUUUACCUCAAACGGGACUUCAAAAUGUAUUAAGACGAGAAUCCCAACACAAGAUAUUAGGAAUAUUAAGGUGUCAGCCUACAUGCUAACCUACAUAUGUACUUCAUCCUGAAAGCUGGACCAGGAGGUACAUACCAAAUCAUGUUAUUGUGAGGAGAGAACACAUUAGGUCGGGAUGCAGUCUUCAAACCACCGACUGAGAGAUAUGGAGCAGCACCACCCGCUGCUGUCGGCAGGUGCAGAUGUGGAGACGGGGAGCCUGGCAGCCGGUGUGAUGGUUGGAGGUCCCCACGCUGGCCAUACAGUGGGCAACCGCACACUGUGGUUCAUUCAGGACAGCUGUGGGAUGGUGUGUGCAGGCAUGACCUGGUUCCUGGUGCUGUAUGCUGAAUUUGUGGUGAACUUUGUUAUGCUGCUGCCGAGCAAGAACUUCUGGUACUCGCUGCUGAACGGGGCCACCUUCAACUCCCUGGCUGUGCUUGCACUGGCCUCACAUCUGCGCACCAUGAUGACUGACCCGGGUGCAGUUCCUAAGGGUAAUGCAACCAAGGAGUACAUGGAGAGUUUACAGCUGAAACCUGGUGAGGUCAUAUACAAGUGCCCGAAGUGCUGCAGCAUCAAACCUGAGAGGGCACAUCACUGCAGUAUUUGUAAAAGAUGUAUCAGGAAGAUGGAUCACCACUGUCCCUGGGUCAAUAACUGCGUGGGAGAAAAGAAUCAGAGAUUUUUUGUUCUUUUCACUAUGUACAUAGCCUUGAUUUCUGCCCACGCCCUGGGCCUCAGUGGUAUGCACUUCUUCACCUGUAUUAAAGUCCAGUGGAAUGAGUGCAGUGACUUCUCUCCAGGAGUGUCUGUGCUGCUGCUGAUCUUCCUCUGCCUCGAAGCCAUCCUCUUCCUCACUUUCACAGCUGUAAUGUUUGGUACGCAGAUCCAUUCCAUCUGCAAUGACGAGACGGAGAUUGAACGUCUUAAAAAUGAGAAGCCCACAUGGGAGCGUCGCAUGAGAUGGGAUGGAAUGAGAGCUGUGUUUGGGGGGUCGCCCUCCCUGCUGUGGUGCAAUCCAUUCACAGGCCUACGUCUGCGGCGCCUGAUGCUGUUGACCCAAGGUCGCCGCAGCGGGUCUGAGUUCUCUGUCUGAGAAUGGAGCAGACUGAUGCAGCUCACCAACACUUGACCAUCUCCGAAGCAAGAAUUCUCGUACGGCUUCGGGCUUGGCUGGACCUCUGCUAGCUGAGGCUGUCCUUUGUGUGUGUGGGUGACAGGGGGACGGACAAACGGCUCCAGUGGGACUCUGACAGUUUGUAUUCUCACUCUCACAUGCCGAUGUAGACCCGGCUACUCUGGUCUACGCGAGAACGCUGAACAACUGGAAUAUCGUUUCUAAAAUGAGCAGAUGUUUUGGUUUGUUUGUGUGUUUUUAGAUAAAGCAUGCAGUAUGUAACUCAAGUGAGUCUUUUAUUCCUUGUGAGACCGUCGAAGGUGCUGUAUAAACUCAACUCGUACACCCUCAGUACACGACUGCAGUAGUUUGUUUCCCUUGCUGCGCACAUGAGAUUCAAAAUCAGUGUUUGAAUCUGCAACAUAUCUUUCAUCAUCACUGGACCCCCACAAGUGGAUAUAAAUGGGAAAAUGCUUAAAGUGUUCUAUUGUACCCAGACAAGGGAAUCACAGUCAAGGACAUGCACUACUUACAUGGCACUUGAGAGGAAGUCUGAAUAUGGUGCACAGCGGAUAUUAGAAGUGGAACUGCCUUGAUUUGCAUGUACAACAGCUCAAUCAGUCCCCAUCUCAGCCAGGAAAUGAGGCUCUCACUAUCUUCAAAUGAAUGGACACAAGCCUCAUUCUUAUUCAAGAGGACCUAUCUGUUCAUCCUCUUCGUCAUGUUUUUCCUUCGUUGGGCUGGAAUCGUUUAUUCUUUAGGCUACUCGGGCCAGUAGAAAUAAUUUUUUUAAAUAACUGCUGAAGCUUCUUUAUCUUUCAUCAUAGUAAAAACUGCUCCUCAACAGUUGACCACAAUGACUCACUGCAGAUGACUACUGUUCUUCUGGAUCUUCAUUCGAAUAAAAAAAAAAAUCACCGUUUUGUAUUUGUUAUAGGUACAGUAUGUGUCCAUAACUUUGCCAUUCCACCACUCCGACAUGCUGCUUCACUUGUUAUUAUUUACAAUCAGUGACCCCCAGAACGCUGAUAAGCCUCCCUGUGUUUUCAUAAAGAAGCCAUUCAGGUUGAAAUACUUCGGCUGCUAAAAGACUGAAUGUUAUGAUGUGAUCAUGGUUUUUCUCAUACAGUUUCUCUCCAAGUGUAAAACUCAAGGCUACUUCUAUGUAUAGUUGGAAUCUGUAUCCAAGAAAGGAUAAGAUUUCAUAGCAUUUAAAAAAUAAAAAAAACUUAACUUACCCUCGAGACAGAGCCCAGCUUCACAGAGGGGCUUUGCAUGCUCCUCGGCCACCGAGUGGUGCGACAUUUUUAAAAGGAGAACUUAAAAUCACUGGCACAACCUCCUCUGGCUCGUUGUGAGCUCACUCUGAUCUACAGAGCCAAGCUCCAUUGUGCAGUCAGGAUUAAAAAGGAGCUGCUUGGCUGACAGAGGCAGAGGUACAAGGCUCAUUAUACUAGCUUUAAUAUUGAACAAAGUCUCGCUGGAGCUCAGCAGAUGCUUGCGAGGCCUUUUCCUACUUCACUCCAGAAAUGUCAAGACUGUAACAGCUAGUGGCAGGACAGUGGCACAUACUUUCCAAUGUUAUUAGAACACUUAACCAUGCCUUUUUAAAAGCAUUCAGUCAUGUGAAGCUAGCAGCUUGAAAAAUGUUGUCGCCAUGUUCAUGAAAGUGUUUUCAUUUUGUGACAACUUGUCUCCUGUUUUACUCUGCAUAAUUAAUGGGCCUGUUUGCACUUGGGGAAUGUGGCUUUUUGAAUCUAGAGUUCAGGAUUUGAAGUCCUGACUGAUAAACUGGUAUGGUCAAAUCAAGAUUAUCAAAGUCUCAUUUUUAUGCCAUGUUGGUUAAUGUGCUGAUGCAGCGCCGCAACGAGUCAACUAAUCAAUUAGAUGAUCAACGAAAAAAUUGCCAACUAUUUUGAUAAUUGAUUAAGCAUUUGUUCAUGCAGAAAUGGCAGAACAUGCUGUUUUCAGCCUGCUUUUCUCUGUUUUAUAUCACAUUAAACUGAAUAUCUUUGAGUUUUGGACUUACAUAACAAGACAUUUAAAGACAUCACAGACACUUGGAUGGACAUUUUUCACCAUUUCCUAGAAUUUUAUAGGCCAAACAAUCGAUAAAAUGAUCUACAGAUUAUUCAAUAAUGGAAAUAAUUGUUAGUUGCAGCCCUAUACUGCUGUUUGUUCUAAUCUGUGGUUGCCAGGAGAAGGAACUCCACUGUUUACACAUGAUAAUAUCUGAUGCUCUGUGGGCUUUAUUGUUUUAACGAACAUGCUGUCAUUGGAAUGUAAAACGUAUCUGUAAUGGGACUAAGGGACACAGUACUGAAAGCUAACUGAUAUCAGGGGAUUUUAUUAAUGCUGGCAUCUCGUUUAUCAUGUCAUUCUGCUGGGUUUAUCACCUCAGCAACAGAUGAAAUGCUGGGAGAAUAUCAUUUUCUUAUUCAUCUCAUACUUCUCUAUAUUCAGCGUUCAACAAGUCCUGUAUACCCUAACAUGCUCAGUGUACUUUUCAAUUUAUGAGGUGCAAAAGGAAAGGGAGUCAGGUGCAGCCAAACACACAGCAUAUCUUUAAAAGAUAACUACAGGAAACAAUGUGCUGUUUAGUUCAGCUGCUAAUCAAGCAACAGUUGCAGGUAUUAAUGGCAGAAUUACAUCAAGAGACAAUAAGAGGAAUAAUAAACAAAAUGUCAUUAAAAUAGACGUGACUGUCUAAAGCAGGACUUGAGGUAACAGGCAGGACUAAUACACUGUAAAACUUUUUGUGGUAUUUGUAGGAAGUAGCAGAAAAUCAGCGUUAGUUAUGCAUUGACAAA